AUGGAAGCCCCAUCACCAGCAACAAAGGAACAGAGGAAGAAAGAGAGCCUGCUGGAAGAACAAAAUGCUGCAGCUAUCCAAAGCAUAAUAACAGCAAACAUUGAGAAAACUGUCGAUGACAGAUCCAAGACUGAUCUUGAGAAGGAAACUAAUAUUAACGCGGACACACAACAACUUACUGGCACCCAUUCUACAGAGAUCAGAGACACUAAAAGUGCCGAAUCCCAGCCAGUUGUCAAUUCUCACUCAGCGAAUGGAGAAGCAGAAAGUAGUGCCAGAGAUGCAAGUGUAAAUCCUGGGCAGGAUUAUGUGACAGAAAUAUCUGUGCCAGAUAACAGUAUUGCCUCAGAGACUGCUGCAAACAGUAAUUCACAACAACAUGUGAAUUACUCAGGAAGUAAAGAUACUAUUUCUGGAGGUAUCCCCAGUGAAUGUCAAGGACCCCCUGGUGGAGUUGUGAGGACAGUCACAAGCCACUGCAAUGAGGGCAGUGCUGCAGUCGACAGCAGUGCCAUGUUUGGCUCGGCAGCAUCAGUCACUGUACCAGUUUCAAUACAGCCAUCGUGCAUUUGGGAGGGUUUGCCAGUCAUAUUGACUGCAACUCCAGACAGUCAAGGGCAAAAGGGUGGGGUGCCCAUUGUGCAGCCAGUCCACGUGCCGGUGACAGUGGAGAGAGGCAGGAUGGUGUUGGCUGUGGAGAGGCCAGCUACUGCAACUGUUUCUCCUGCACCACUGGCUGUGAGUCUAGCCGAUCAGCAUCCUACUGUUGCCACAUCCUCUAUAAUUCUUUAUAGUGGUGAUCGCAGCUUUCAGCCAUUUGCCAGCACUAGUCAAUAUCAGUCUCCAAAUUUUACAACAAUUGAUGCAAGUCAGCCACUUUCAAUUGCACCUAAGGGUUCUAAAAUAGCGGUAAGAGAAACUCAUGGUAAGUGA
This is a messenger RNA of Schistocerca piceifrons (Central American locust), 933 nucleotides long. RefSeq lists its product as uncharacterized. NCBI's taxonomy places the organism in Eukaryota, Metazoa, Arthropoda, Insecta, Orthoptera, Acrididae. The coding region runs from base 1 to 933 and encodes 310 amino acids. The record is from RefSeq and is a predicted model, not a curated record. The transcript has 4 exons.